AUGUACUCUCCGGUGAAGGAGAAGGCCGCCAACAGAGGCACUUACGUUUGCCAGUCACCUCUUCUCCUUCGCUGGUUCCGUCAAAUGGUCACUGCAUCCAAAGCGAAGCUUUUUUUAGGUAAGAAUCAGGAGGUUGCAAUUGUUGUUCUUAAAGGACAUGCAUGCAUUCAUAUUUUGUUCUUGAGUGCAAUUGUUGAUUCAUCUGAUGAAUUAUACACGGAACUUGCAAUACUGUUGGCACUUAUGGUUGGGAUACUGGAAUGCAUAAUGGGGCUCUUGAGGCUUGGCUGGCUUAUUCGUUUUAUUAGCCACUCUGUGAUUUCUAGAUUUACGACAGCUUCAGCCAUUGUUAUUGCCUUAUCACAAGAAAAAUAUUUCUUGGGGUAUGAUAUAGUACAAAGUAGUAAAAUUGUGCCACUAAUCAAGAGUAUAAUAUCUAGUCUAGACAGGUUCUCAUGGCCCCCUUUUGUGAUGGGAUCUGUCAUUCAUGCAGUACUUUUGAUUAUGAAGCACUUGGGAAAAUCAAGGAAGCAUUUACGAUUCUUGCGAUCAGCUGGUCCCCUCACAGCUGUUGCUUUGGGUAUAGCUUUUGUGAAAAUAUUUCAUCCAUCUUCCAUUUCUUUGGUUGGAGAUAUACCUGAGGGCCUCCCAAAAUUUUUUGUCCCCAAAAAUUUUAGUUAUGCAAAGUCUUUGAUUCCUACCGCAAUGCUUAUUACUGGUGUUGCUAUAUUGGAAUCUGUUGGAAUUGCUAAAGCAUUGGCUUCAAAGAAUGGAUAUGAGUUGGAUUCAAAUCAAGACGUGUGUUGA
Malania oleifera is the source of this 807-nucleotide messenger RNA. RefSeq names its product probable sulfate transporter 4.2. Gene Ontology annotation, cellular component: membrane. Gene Ontology annotation, biological process: transmembrane transport. The record is from RefSeq and is a predicted model, not a curated record. Bases 1 to 807 code for a protein of 268 amino acids. NCBI's taxonomy places the organism in Eukaryota, Viridiplantae, Streptophyta, Magnoliopsida, Santalales, Ximeniaceae. The transcript is spliced from 7 exons.